Messenger RNA from Drosophila willistoni, 1686 nucleotides. RefSeq lists its product as uncharacterized. The transcript has 2 exons. Lineage: Eukaryota; Metazoa; Arthropoda; Insecta; Diptera; Drosophilidae. The record is from RefSeq and is a predicted model, not a curated record. Bases 122 to 1639 code for a protein of 505 amino acids.
CAUUAGUAUGUUUAUUGUCAUCCAGUCGAGUCGGUCAGUGGGGUCAGUUCGAUAGUCAAAAUUUUGUGCUCCAACAGCAACAGCAGCAACAGACGAUAGGCGGCGGCUACGGCGGUCAACCAUGCCAACAACAAGAUGUGUGUGUGGACCUCAGGUGCCCUACGACUACAGUCUGGGCAUGGCCUCCAGACAGUUCAACAAACCGCGCUGCCCCUGCACCAAGUGCAAAAAUCGUGCCAGGGAAGCAGAGAUCGCCAUGGGCAAGCAAGUGGCGAGCAAUGCCAAGGGUGGCGUUUGUGGCCAGUGUAUAGAUGGCAUGCAAAUAGGUAAGCCAGCUAUGGCAGGACCCGGCGGUUUUAGUCAGGGAUGUGCGAUCCAAGAACAGCGCCAGAUGCAGCCAUCUGCGAGGCCUCACCAGGGACCACGGCCAGGACCAGAGGGAUCUCAGAUUAAUUGUGGCUGCUCCGCAGCACCAGGACCAACUUCAGGAGCAUCUUCAGGUCGUAAGCCAAAUCAAGUGGGGCAAGUGGCCCCAAUACAUGAUGGACCACUUCAAUUCGGCGGUCCCACCUAUGGCCGCCAGUCCAUCUCUCGUCGCGAUGGCAGCCCCGAGACUUCACCUCCGCUGUCGAUUGAAGAUGACCAGCCGUGCAUUGCCAAUGCUCGUGGACACCGGGGCGAAAAGGUGGUCAGCCAGCGCCAUGUAGGCCGGGAUACGCUGGGUCAUGCCCUCGAUUUACAGACCAGCGGUGUGGCCCUUAUGGGCAUGUGCACCGAUGACGUGGAGUGCGAUGAGAACUGUGGCUACGGCACGGGCUGUGUCCAUGGCUGCUACACCCGAACCAGGGGCUCGCUGGGUGGAGUCAAGCCGGGUGGCCGAGCCGAAAGUCGGCCCAAUGAUAUGCGGGGUCCCGUUGGGGUCAACAUCUUUGGCAACGAGCAGGUCAAUUGUUUUGUAACGUUUCUAAUGGAGAUGUUGGGCAUACUUGUUUUCUUUGCCAUUUGCACCAUCACAUUCUGGAUAACCCUGGGCUAUUACAUAGUACAACUGGUGGUUGAUCUUAAGAACGCCGAUCGAUUUGUUCAAACAGCUGUGGCUAUUAUUUUCUGCCUGUUGGUGCUGGCAUUUUGCAUUACCCUGGUGACCACCUACAAACCUGGUCAUUCCAGGUCAGGUUGUCGCAACAAGGACAAAUGCCGCCAAGUUCAGUCCAAAGUUGUAUCAACCGCCAAGGGGCGAAGGGGUGGUGGUAGCUGCACUAAAUGCACUUCAUUAAAACCAGUCAAAAAUGUUUCGUGCAAAAAGAAAACCUCCACUUUCUCCCUCAUGGCCAAGAAGGCCAAAACGACGACGACGUGUGCCAGUGGAAGCAAGGCCAAAAGCAGUGCGAAGCGAAGUGCGAGACCAAAAUUCUUGACUUGGGCAUUACUCAAGAACGCCUGCAAACGCAUCGCUCCAAGAGCCAGGAAACCAAUCGCGGUGUCGCCAUGCAAGUCCAGCACAAGGCGCUACACCGAUUGCCAGGGUCGGGCCAUAUUUCAGAACUCCAAACGUUUCGCCAUUCCCACCGAAAUGAAACAGCCCCCAGCUCUUGUUGUUUGGCUAAGAGACCUAAUGUGCCGCCUAUUUCGACGUUGAGACACAAAAACAAACCCUGACCAAUAAAUUUAACGUUUUCAAAUAAA